AUGGCUCAUCAAAUGCUGAUUGCGCUGUUUAUGUGUUUCAUUUGCUCUGCGCUCUUUGGAUCCAUGUUCGUUCCGAUGAAACGGUACAAUCCGGGGGAUGGUGAGUCAUCAUAAUAAUUUCUCCUCAAUUCAUACUUGUAUUCUUAUUGUGGUUGCUGCGGUAGGUAUUCUAAUUGCGUAGCGCUUGUCAGAGGUCGACUAGGACUUGGCAGAAGAUUGAGAGUGAGUCGGCGGAGGCUCGUCUCUUUGCGUCAAGCUUUCGCUGAUUUCUUCGUUAGGUUUACAGCUAGAGUUAGCCGAAUCUCCACCAAGCCGUGGCCAACAAUCCAUUUUUUUGUUAAUAAUCUUGCUACACAACAUAAAAGCGAACGGACUUAUUGACGAGGGUAAUAGUUCCUCUUGGCCUGAACUUCAUAACAGAGGAGAAACUCACAACCAGAGGUACAGAAAUUUGUAAGCAAAGAAACCUGCCUAUGGUUCGCAUAUUUAGACGUUUCAAAACCAAAAUUUUAGGCUUAAGCGAAGCUCUAUACAACAAAGCCCUUUUAUGGAUAGACAAUAUCUUUUUUAGUCCUUUGCAAUUUGUAAUACAGAAGUCACGCUGCACGUGGGCUCAAAUUCUAAAUCGGAAUUGUAGGAUUAUGAAAGAGCAAUGUAUGAUUCAUGGGCGUAGCUUGAGAAUAGGGCUAAAGGGGGAAGUUUUUUUGACCACAGGCCGACACUACCUGUUAAUUUUUUCCGCAUUUAUUAUAUUUGCCUUGGUCCCCUUCCCUAUUUUUAUUUCUACUAUACAAUGCUGACCUCUUCCUCUGUCUUUCACGCCUUUACCUCGACAUUUCACAUUUUCCGUUGCAGGUCUCUUCGCCCAAUGGCUGAUGUGUUCGGCAAUCUGGUUUGUCGGCUUCGGCGUCUUUCUCUACACGGGCUAUCAGGAUUUCUACCCAUUUGCAAUGCUCGGCGGCUUCUCUUGGUGCUUGGGCAAUCUGAUCACCGUCCCAAUCAUCACUGAACUUGGGCUCGGACUGUCCCUGCUGCUCUUCAGUGUUAUGAACACGACCACGUGUUUCUUGGUCAGCACUUUCGGAUUGUUGGGAACACACGCCAGACCGGCUGAUUAUAUGUGGCUAAACGUCACCGGAUUGGUCUUGGUGGCUGCUGGGUAAGAGAUUUCUGAAUAAAACAUAUGUAGAUCGUGGAAUCCUCUUAUGCUUAUGUUGCAGUGGAGUUUUGACCUCGUUUGUCAAACCUCGCCCGGCCGUGGUGCGUGCAAGUGGGACUCAAGUCGAGGAGGUUUCAAGGAAGGACAGGAAGAGCACGAUCAAUGUAAGCCGACUUAUAUAAAAAAUUUCCCAGCCAGUCUAGUGACAAAAAUAUCACAGCAAAAUAUGUCUUCAUGCAGAGCUGGUGUGUUGUAUGAUCCCAGGCAAAAAAUUGGCCAUAUCUUUUGCCAUUUCGAAUGAAAAAAAUGAUUUCUGUGGAAAUGUUACUCCCCACCAAAGCAUAGGGAAAAAACUUUUUAUUCUUGUCAAUUCGAAAAAUAUCACAUUUUCCAAAUUUUUGAGGGCUAUCUCAGUUGUAAAAUUUUCCAAAUGUUCCGGCGUUUCAAGAUUUUCCCGGGUCAAGUCCAGGGUUCGGAAUGCUGGGACGGUCCCGUUUGCAGUCAUGCCUAGUCCUACUUCGAUUUUCAAGAAUUUGAAGCCUCGUUUCUUCUCUCAAAGCCGAAAUAUAAAGCUUCGGAUAAGAACUCCUCAAAAAAUCUGGGUGUCGAACCUGCACAAAUCUCUGUCAUGAAGCUAAACUUCAUUUUCAGAUUGAAAAAUCCUUCGACACCCUGUCAACUCAGAGCGACAUUGUUGAGAUUGUUGACCAACCAGACACAUCAAGAUCAGCUUUCCGCCGGAAAAUGUAAGCCCAUCUUGCUAUAGCUAGGGUUUUAUUUUGCAUAUUUUACCUUACUUCAUUUUUUCAGCGCUUUCCUCGGAGCGUUUAUCGCUGGUAUUCUGUAUGGCCUAAAUAUGGUUCCGAUUGUGUUCAUCCAGGACAAUGAGGACUUGUUUGACAACGUGAAAGCUGGUGGAAUGCCCUAUGUUUUCUCUCAAUUUUGCGGUGUCUAUUUGACUUCAACUGUUGCCUUCAUCGGAUACGGACUUUUUAAGUGAGCCUUUUGUUUGUUCCCAUCAGCUUGCCGCCAUGAUAUACCUCUUUUUCAUAGCUAAAUUUGCAAUUUUCCAGGAAGAACAAGCCCUUGAUCAACCCGGAAGUCGCCCUUCCCUCUCUUCUCUGCGGGUUGAUGUGGGGUGUAGGGCAGACCAUGUCCAUCAUCACCACGGAGGCUCUUUCUCAAGGGAUCAGUGGCCCGAUUACAGCGAUGGUACCAGGUUGUGUUGCCACUGUUUGGAGUUUACUGUACUUCAAGGAAAUUGAGGUAGGCUGGAAGGAAAGAUUGUCGUUUAGGGAUGCCAAAAUUGUGACAUCAUAUACAGGGUGAUUCAAAAAAAAUGGACACCUUUCUUUCUUCGAUUUCUCUUGGCUUUGAACGUUUCUCGGAAAAAGAUACGCAUGGCAUAAAACUACUACGUUAUGUGUACAUAUUCAUUGCAAAAAUUGUUCACUAGCUGCAAAAGUUGCCGACAUAUGGUUGCUUAAAAAUUUCCGGGUCAGCGCACCCGUUCCCGCGGCGAAAUUUGCAAAGUUUUCGCUCCUAAAUGUCUGAAGGGUGUAACAGAGACGUUCUGAUCGGUCUGAGCGAAACACAGACGCCUAUUCUCUAGGACCUUUUAAGGAUUUAAUCCAGGUCUUUCAGACAACGAAAAAUCAGAGGCCAAAAGUUAGACAACCAGCGAGAGAAAAUCAACGCUCAUUUGGGCGCUUUUUGAAAAACUUAGCUCUGCCGAACGUGGGAAAAGUUUUAGGACCAAUUCCAUUUGUACCACGUUUACCGCUCUAUUGUGAGUAUAUUAAACGCAUUUUAAACAAUAGUAACCUUCAGUUGGCAAAACUGCAAGCAAAAUUUCGACUUUUUUGACUUUUUGAUGGGUCAUCGCAAUGAUACUUGGAUUCUGAUGGCUAGGUUUGUUCAAAUUAACAGGGACCAAUUUAAAAUUGAAGAACGGACUUAUAUCACUAUCGUAUAAAUGCAACUUGUCAUAGUUGUGCGGCUUGUUGAAGAAAGCCAACAAAAAAGUAAAAUUUUUCUGGUCAAAAAAUAUCGGCGUCUCUGGGUAUAGCCGGCUAAACUUUUAUAAGCCCAGUGCAUGGAUAAUGCUAGCUACAGUCAAAUCAACUGCUGAAUCAUGUAAAGCAAUGUUAAAUGUCUUACAGAAAUCUCUUUUUGCCGUUAAUAGCACAAGCCAGGCCGCCCUGCUAAGUUUUGAAACCCGAUCGUCCCAAAAAUCCAGAACUAUCUGGAUGGGUCUCUUGUGGAUCACGUUGCGCACUGCUGGAGCGUUAUUAAUAGAAUAAUGUCAGCGUUUUCGCUUCUCGAGAUUCCCCUUAGUAUCUUAAUAAACAGUCAACACGCAGUUUUUAGCUGGCUGAAAGAAUUCAGCCCGUUAAAGAUUUUUGGACCUGCAAAAUUUUUGGAAAAUUUGGUCAGAAUAUGGGCUGACCUAGUAUUUUGGCUCGUACAAGCCGUACAGCAAAACUAUUUUAAAAAUUGAAAUAGGUGUCAUGAAGCAGGAUCGUUGACGAUUUUAAGACUAUUUUUCUUUCCACCGACUACGGUAUUCGUGGUGGGAUACACCAACUUCAAAAGUUGUCCAUUUUUUUUGAAUCACCCUGUAUACAGUGGCGGACCUGAUCCAGUGGCAAAAAACGUACCAUUUUGCAUCCAGGAAGUAUCAAAAAAUGUGGCAAAAUACCUCCCUCUCCAAGCGAAAAAAUUUCAAAAACGCGGCCGCUAUCUUUGUGAGGAAAAGGGCGCGCUCUUCAAAACGAAGUUUUUUCACUUGGAGAGGGAAGCAUUUUGCCGCAUUUUCUGAUACUUCCCGGAUGCAAAAUGGCAAAUCUUUUGCCACAGGAUCAGGUCCGUCACUGGAUAUUAAAAAACUUCAAAAGCGAACUAAAAAAUUGAGGAAUAACAUAAUAAACAGAGUCUGCGGAAUCUAAAAAACGGCCUGCCGGGAAAAUAAUGAGCUUGCUGUCGGACCGAAAAUCGCAUCGCUUCCGAGAAAAUGGAUUGUCUUCCGAGUAAACCAAAUUAAUUUUCUUUUCAGCGACCUUGCGCCCAUUAUUUUACCUACAGACUGAUAACUAUCACACCUGCAUAUUAUUUAUGUGCUAACUUUUCAUCAAAACUGAAAUUUUUUUUGUGUCAAACUGCAAAGCUUAUGAAAAAACUUCCGCAAAUCAUUUCCCAUUCUUUUUGCAGACCGGCAAGAACCUGUACGUUCUGUGGACUUCAAUCGGCCUGACCAUGACCGGCGCGAUUUGCAUCGGAUUAAGUCGAAUGUAG
This is a messenger RNA of Bursaphelenchus xylophilus (pine wood nematode), 4453 nucleotides long. The record is from the annotation of a GenBank genome assembly. NCBI's taxonomy places the organism in Eukaryota, Metazoa, Nematoda, Chromadorea, Rhabditida, Aphelenchoididae.